ACUGACGAAUUUCACAUGCUGAUUCCGGAUGAUGCUAUAUCAUUGUCUCCACGGAAACAUGCAACAGUCAAGAUGGCUGCUCGAUGGGUCAUUUCAUGUUUGGUGGUGAUUUUAGGCCUGUGUAGAGCUGAGCAGCUGUAUGUGCUCCAUGCACCCAGCUAUGUCCAGUUCCUGCCCUCGGCCUCCCCUCUCCACACAGUGGACCUGCCCAAGGUCAUCGGACUAGUGCUGGGAUUCUCAACCAGCAAGGACCUGGAAUGGCAGGGUCUGGGCCCAGGCAGCUUGUUCCAGAGACCCAGAGCCAACUUCCUCAUCUCUGUGGAGAACCUCCCCACGGGAGCUACCAUUGAGCCAGUGGGGGGUGUCAAGGCUACCUACCCUGUCAAACAGACUGGACUACCAGACCUGUCUGCAGUGCACAGCCACAUCGCCUCCAGUUUUCCUGACAGAAAAUCUCUCAUGCUGGACCUCACCAUGGACGGGAACGUGUUUGAGGUGAGACCGCUGUACCCAGGGCUGUUCUCUGAGCUGCCUGCCACCCCCCAGCAGAUUGCUGUCCACUUGCAGAAGGAUGGGUCAGUGCUGAGGACUGAGAGACUAGGGAGCCUGAAUACCACUAAGGAGUUGAGUGGUCAGCAGGCGUUGGUGUCCGACGGUGUGCCAGACCUGGUCAGUGUGAGUCUGACCGGUGUAGGGCGGCUGGCUCAAGAGUACGGCCCGACAAGUCAGCAGGUCCAGGAUGCCAUCACUGUCCUCAACAGCUUCCUACCCAAGUUUUCCAAGACAGUUGCUGAGCUGUACUCAGGCAAUGUUGUAGUGGAAGCCAUGACUCUGUCUACCCCCACGGGUGGUAUGCAGCGGUCCCGACGCUCACUGCUUCAACAGGCACAGGACAAGCCUGGUAACCUUGCGCCCAAAAUCAACCCUGACUACCCGGUCAUCUUCAACAUGUCCCUGUGGCUGGGGGUCCUGCUACUUCUCGCGGUCUACUCCGUAGCGUACAACCUCCUGUACAUGGAACCCGGGCGCGACUCCAUCAUCUACCGCAUGACGUCCGGACGCAUGAAAACCGAGGAUGACUACACUCGGUUUGGGCAGGGGGCACACAGGCCUGUACAGAAAUGGGACUGAUCGUUCUUCAAGCAUUUCCGGCUCAAAAUAUCACCAUUAUAUCAGUAACAUUGCUGUACAGGUAUUUUGAUGUUAUCUGCAUCUGAAAACAGAUAUGCAGAAAAGGUACAAAGUAUUUUGAGCCCUGCUUUGUGAAAAAUAUGUAUUGAAAACCACUGUGUCAUUGGUAAUGGAUGUAGACAUUUCCUUCUGAAAAUCUAUGUUGUAAAUAGAAGAAUAUUGUAACAAUUGUUAUUCUUGACUAGGGUUUAAGAUACAAGAAUAAAACAGUUAAAGUAAUGUUAAAAAAAGCUAACCAAUGUAAGAAUGACUAUGAUUGGUAAAGACAGAAGAAAAUGAACGUAAAAGACAGAAGAAAACGAAACUAUCAAUAUGCAACUAUCUAUUCUGUAAUGUUUAAUAAGGGAACACUCGAUAUUAAGAAAACAAAGUACAAACUGUCAAAAUAGGGGCUUUGGUGUAAGCCGUAUUUGCAUGCAUUUUGUGGUCCGUUAAAUGUGGUUUAAAUGUCUUAUUACACCUACUAGAUUAAGUAGACCCUAGAAUUAUUCAUUAUGAAAGAAGGAAAAGACAAUCUCCUUGAGAUCAUUGAAUAUAGUAUUUAAAGGUUCAUCGAGGUACCAUCUUAAAAACAUAUUAGUUCAGUUGUGAAAGAAAUCGACUUAGUGAAGUACACAUUAUUUUCAUAUACAAUUGUAAAGUACUAACAAACUACCAUUCAGUCAGUCCUCUGAACCCUCUCAGAGACGGGGGCAGUUACAGGCUACCAGGCACAUUUGACACAUUAAUGACAUCACCCUACCGUUCAGGUUAUGUGUCAUGGGCUUUAGGUCAUUUCAGUUUAAAAGUAGGAUGAGUUAAAUGAUCGAAGCUUUUUGUGAGUGCUUUACCAUGUGUGCGGAAAUAAAGUGUAAAACAUUUUACUAAAAUAAUGCUGUGUAAACAAGUAUAAGGUCGUUCACUAUUCCAAGUUCGUUUGCACAUUGACAAACAAACACCUAUGGGCGUUGUUAUGUAAAUCAAGACUGUGGUCUAGACAAAAACUGUUAACAAGUCAGGCGCCUUCCUAGUUGACACAUUACGCACCUGUCUCUGUGCAUGCGCACUUGGAAUGGUGAUUAAUCUUACUAGCCCAACUAUAGACAGUAGAAUGUGUCAACUAUAGUACCGUGUGUAUGUUGCUGAUUACAUUUGUGUUCCUUUGGUGAUUCAUUUUGGAGUUGGUACCUACUAGUGUCCAUGACUAUUUAAGAUGUACACAUCAUAAAUAAUAAAGAUAUCCAAGUAGAGUUAUUGAAAAAAAAAGUGAUUUUCAAGAUUAUAAGAAAGGGGUUAACAAUUGGUGUUCAGAAGUUUCUAGAUCUGAAUCUGAGCCUUGUGCUGCUCUAGAUGUUUGUGAUUGGACAAUUAACGUACAUGUAACAUGUUUAGAACAGUGGUGUGUAGGAAGUAUCUGUGCAAUAAAUGGUAUGAUUGAAAGAAAGGU
Branchiostoma floridae (Florida lancelet) is the source of this 2617-nucleotide messenger RNA. RefSeq names its product renin receptor-like. Gene Ontology annotation, cellular component: external side of plasma membrane; membrane. Gene Ontology annotation, biological process: positive regulation of Wnt signaling pathway. The record is from RefSeq and is a predicted model, not a curated record. Gene Ontology annotation, molecular function: signaling receptor activity. Lineage: Eukaryota; Metazoa; Chordata; Leptocardii; Amphioxiformes; Branchiostomatidae.